Scutellospora calospora is the source of this 450-nucleotide messenger RNA. Lineage: Eukaryota; Fungi; Glomeromycota; Glomeromycetes; Diversisporales; Gigasporaceae. The record is from the annotation of a GenBank genome assembly.
AUGGCUAACACAAGUAAUAGUACAGUAGGUUAUGAAGGAUCAGAUUUCAAAAUAAAUUCAUCACUCGUAAUCGCACUUGUCGUGAUUACAAUUUCAGUAUUAGUAAUCGGUGUGACCGUUAUCGUAUUUUUCAUUUUACGUCGUCAAAAUGAGUCAACAGACUUAAAAACUCGAGGUUUUAGACCUACAGAUGUGCAUACACAUAAAAAACGAGAUUCAGCUGGAGAAAUAUUUAAUAUUGGAGAAAAAGAAGAAACAUUUGAAGAAUCAUUUUCAGAAGGAGCAGUCGGUCAUCAUCAACAACUUUCUAGUGGAAGGUCUAUGCCGGUCAGAUCACAAACCAUAUACGGAACUCAACCACCAUCAACAUCUACGAUUGAUUUGCAAGCUGAUUGGAUGCUUGAACAUGCAGCACUAGUUUCUUUAAAUCCACCACUUGGGUUAUUUUGA